AUGUCGUCUUUUUUGGACCGGUGGCUCUACAGAGACAACAAGAGCGCGCACAAUGUGGGCACGCGGAAUGGUAACACGGGCUCGUUUUACUCGCAGACGGGCGCCAAGCAGUCGACCCCCUACUACCCAGAGGGGGGGGCUGCGUAUCCGCGGCGGGCGUCGGGCGGCACUGCGCCUAAUUUGCAAAAUGUUCCCUGGUCGUACUACAAGAAUGUGGAGACGCACCGUCGGGGAAGCGCGGGUAGCAUGGAGGCCAUGGGGCCAGUGGAGCCAGUGGAGCGUCUGGACCCCAUGGAGCGCGUGAAGGCUGCGGCGCACGCGGAGGCGCUGGGCGGGGCGGAGAUGCCGGUGGGCGCUACUGCGCAGGUUCGCGCACGGCCUGUUGGGAUGGAUGCUGCGGGCGCAAUACUACCGGAUGUUGUGCGGCGGCCCUCGGGGGCAAGUAGCGUGAGUAGCACUGAGAACGAGUAA
This is a messenger RNA of Pichia kudriavzevii, 471 nucleotides long. RefSeq lists its product as uncharacterized. The coding region runs from base 1 to 471 and encodes 156 amino acids. The record is from RefSeq and is a predicted model, not a curated record. NCBI's taxonomy places the organism in Eukaryota, Fungi, Ascomycota, Pichiomycetes, Pichiales, Pichiaceae. The transcript has a single exon.